AUGCAACUGCCCGCUUUAACGCCGGUUGAGAUAACGGUGGAGUUCACCGAUGUCGCUAGCUUCCAGCGCCUCCAGCUCCUUCAGCGCCAGUACAAAGAGCAGUCAGGGCAGCAGGAGCGAGAGCGACAGGAACGGCAGGAGAGGGAGGAAGAACAGCGCCAGCAGUUAGAAUACGAGCAGCCUUAUCAAUUGCACUACCAGAACACCUUUUUGUACCAGCAACCACAGUUCCAGCAGCAGCAAAACUACCAUUACGACUACGAUCACCAGCAGCUCGAGCAGCUCCAACAGCUCCAACUGCUCCAACAGCCUCAGUACCCACCACCGACACAGCACCAGCACCAGCAGGCGCUAUUCUACCGGAUUCACCAACACGCACAAGCCCCCGCUGCUAGCGCUGCUGCUCCCCCACAGCCCAUCUCAUCGGCCUGCGACGACAGCGGGGACGGUGCUGGCGGCCUGUGCGACGAACCGAACAGAUGCAGAAACAGAAGCGCGGUUCCAGCAGGCGCUAUGGUCAGCGGAGCUGCAAGCCAUGUGGCAGCUGUCAACUACGUCGGUUGUGCCACUUCCUCCUAUACCGCCCUAGCCUUCCCACAGCAUCAGCGCCUGCCCUGCGGCGGCUGCACCGCAAACGGCAGCUACCACUACGGCACCAUCAACGCCGACUUCGCCACAGCCCACCACCGGCUCCAGCAGCCACCGCCACAGCAGUCCACAGCAACGCGCCCCGCCCUUGUGUCUAGCGCCACCAGCCUUGCUGUUCUUGUUCCCCCCGCUGCCGUCUUUUUAUCCUCCAAUGCCGCCUCAUCUCCAUCUGCCCCCCCUCAUCCUCAUUCUCAUUCUCACCCUCACCCUCGCCCGCACCCUCUCGCCCUCCCCUCAUCUCCGCUGCAGCUCCGUCACUGCCGCCUACGGCUGGCCCCGAGACGCCAGGCCAAAGCCAAGAUCUCCCACAGCCAACCCCACGCGAGUCUGUAUCGUCCCCUUGCGCUCGACGAACUACAUACUCCACUCCCACACCCGCUUUCGGCCAUGGCCGUCGAUCUGCCCGAGAUGACGGGGGACAAUGCCGACCAUAUCGCCGCCGACAUUGCUACGCAAGAGGCACUAGCCCGGGACUACCAACCAGACGUUACCGGCCCAGCUGUAGGCAGCAUCCAGUCGACCGACGUCGUCAAGGAGCACUAUGCUACCGCUGAUGCUGCGUUCGCCGAAAAGACCGGGACAUUGCCAGACAUCUUCCCUCUCUACCGUUCCAUUCUCGGAGAUGCAAUUGGCUUCUGUUACUUUGAAGCGCUGAUCCAUACCGAGAACAUGGACCGGAUCAAGAAUGAGCGCAGCCGAUUGCAGAGCCUGAACGAUUACAUCCGUGAUGUCGGGCAUUACAACCCAUAUGUCUAUGAGGACAUGGUUGAGGAGACUGACAAUCUCUUUGUCAAGAUAAUCAAUGCCAUGCCUGAAACGGACAAGGCCGCCACGGCAUUGACGAACAUCUUCAAUGAUGCCAACUCAGGGAACGCCAUCAUCUACCAUCUGCGGCUGCUAGUCGCCUCAUAUCUCAAGGGAAACGCCUUGCUCUACCAAGAUUUCCUCAUACAUCCAGACGGCCUGGAAGGCUAUUGCCAGGAGUAUAUUGAGCGGCCAAACUGCGAAAUCGACCACGUCCGGAUCGAAAUACUGGCCAACAUUUUGCUCAAACCGCCUGACAUUGUCCUGGAGAUUGCCUAUCUGGAUCGAAGUGUGGGCUCCAACGUCCCCCUUUACCGAUUCCCCCAGGAAAACAACAACCGGGAGGAGAAUUCCAUCGACUUGCGCAUAUCUCUGCUGUUCCGACCAGACCACUACGAUAUCCUGUACCGCCCUGGUCUACCUUUCGCCAGCGUAUCCGCACCUGGGCCUCAAGCUUUUGCACAGAACCCUUCCGGCUCAUCACCUGACGCUUCUGCCGUGCAUAUUACCCCGGCCAGGCUGGCUGAGGAAGGCGGCAACUUGGAUUCAAAGCGGUUAGAACCCGUCGAGGGUGCAGCCGUGCACACGACUCUGAGCGGUCCUCCUGACACUGCUGGUGGCCAAGCUGCAGCUGCGGAAACACCGGAGCCACCUUUGGAUCCAUCGUCCGCUGAAUCCUCCGUAUUGAACCCGCCGUCAUCUACAGAUCUUCAUGUGCAUCACACUCGCGUUGACUUCGAGUCCUUGUUUCCCUCUAACACGUCGAGCCUCGAAAACUAUGCAAACCUCGAUAUGCGGGUGCUGAGCCUCAUCCCAGGCAUGAUGACAACAGCUUCGGCGAGGCCAAACUAUUCCUCGUCUCUUGGGUUGCCUUCUGGCCAGCCAGAGCUGUCCCAGUCACCCUGGGCUGCCUCAACGAAAACCGGCUUUGGCGGCAGCUUGUGCACUAUCUCGGCAUCAGAGUCCCAUGCAUCAAUACUGGUACACUUGGCAGUGGCAGAGUCCCCAUCGAUGGCAUCGGUUGAAUCUUCUGUGGCAGCGGUGGGGCCAGCUUUGGAGCCCGUGAGCCAAUAUGCAGGACGUAUCAAUAACAACAUAUCUAUGGAGGGAGCCCCAGUUUCAUAUUCUGAGGUCCUGGACCCGUCGGCUGAACUGUCGGACUCGGUCCACCUGCAUGCCCAACGUCAAAUGCAUUUACCUCCACACCAUCAACAGCAAUUCCAUGGUGGACAUACGCCCGAGCCAGCCGAGUCCCAUCCGGUGCGCUUUACGAAAUGGCAGUACGAGAGAACCGAUAUCGAUAUCAACAAUCCAGAGCCGGGAUUUCUCCGGAGCUCUCGGUCCAGCACAGCGCACUUUUCGAACCCCGAGUUCCAGCCAGAAGAGUACCAGCCAGCCGGUGAGGACGGAAAGCUCGGGAACUCACGUAGCAGACGAAAAGCCCGCCGGCUCUCCAGUGAGAACGCCCCGAGGAAGACCUAA
This is a messenger RNA of Grosmannia clavigera kw1407, 2934 nucleotides long. RefSeq names its product ubiquitin thiolesterase. Gene Ontology annotation, molecular function: cysteine-type deubiquitinase activity; ubiquitin binding. Gene Ontology annotation, cellular component: nucleus. Gene Ontology annotation, biological process: protein K48-linked deubiquitination. Lineage: Eukaryota; Fungi; Ascomycota; Sordariomycetes; Ophiostomatales; Ophiostomataceae. Bases 1 to 2934 code for a protein of 977 amino acids. The transcript has 4 exons. The record is from RefSeq and is a predicted model, not a curated record.